GAUGAGGGGAAUUGACGCUAAUUAAUUAAAUCGGGGUUACCACCAGCAGCGAGAGUGGUAUUCAUUUCCAGACAAAAUAAGAAACCCUGGAAUGUGGCAAAGUACAGAAAUCAAUUCGUAAUACUCCCGGAGAAUGAAUAAGGACUGAUUCAUAUAAUUAGAACAGGACUUUUCUCAAGACACAGUACUAGCCCUUCUUAAUGAGUUAGUCAAACGCAUGGCGGUGAGCAGUGCAUUUCUCAUCCCCUACUUGAUGAUGCUGGCACUAGCUGGAAUACCCAUUUUCUUCCUGGAAGUUUCACUGGGGCAGUUUGCUAGUCAGGGACCUGUGUCUGUCUGGAAAGCUAUCCCAGCCUUACAAGGCUGUGGCAUUGCUAUGCUGAUCAUCUCUGUUCUAAUAGCCAUAUACUAUAAUAUUAUUAUGUGCUACACACUUUUCUACCUUUUUGCAUCCUUUGUCCGUGUAUUACCCUGGGCUUCCUGCACCAAUCCUUGGAAUACACCGGACUGCAAAGAUAAAAGAAAACUUUUAUUAGAUUCGUGCAUCAUUGAUGACCACCCAAAUAUACAGAUCAAGAACUCUACUUUCUGUAUGAGUGCCUAUCCAAACUUGACUAUGGUUAACUUCACCAGCCAAGGAAACAAGACUUUUGUCAGUGGAAGUGAAGAGUACUUCAAGUACUUUGUAUUGAAGAUUUCUGCAGGGAUUGAAUAUCCUGGUGAAAUCAGGUGGCCCUUGGCACUUGCUCUCUUUCUGGCUUGGGCGAUUGUGUACGCAUCUCUGGCUAAAGGAAUCAAGACAUCGGGAAAAGUCGUGUAUUUUACUGCUACAUUCCCUUAUGUAGUGCUCAUCAUCCUGCUUAUCAGAGGAGUAACCUUGCCAGGAGCUGGGGCUGGAAUCUGGUAUUUCAUCACGCCUAAGUGGGAGAAACUAAUUGAUGCUAUGGUGUGGAAAGACGCUGCCACUCAAAUUUUCUUCUCAUUAUCUGCUGCGUGGGGAGGUCUAAUUACUCUCUCUUCAUAUAACAAAUUCCAUAAUAAUUGCUACAGGGACACAUUGAUAGUCACAUGCACCAACAGCGCCACAAGUAUAUUUGCAGGCUUUGUCAUCUUUUCAGUUAUUGGCUUCAUGGCAAAUGAACUCAAAGUAGAUAUUGAAGAUGUGGCAGACCAAGGUCCUGGCAUUGCCUUUGUGGUUUAUCCUGAAGCCUUAACCAGGCUUCCUCUCUCUCCGUUCUGGGCUAUAAUAUUCUUUUUGAUGCUUCUAACUCUUGGAUUGGACACUAUGUUUGCCACUAUUGAGACGAUUGUGACCUCCGUUUCAGAUGAGUUUCCCAAGUACUUGCGUACCCACAAACCACUGUUCACUCUUGUUUGCUGCAUUUCCUUUUUCAUCAUGGGAUUUCCUAUGAUCACUCAGGGUGGACUGUACAUGUUACAGCUUGUGGACACUUACGCAGCGUCUUACUCUCUUGUCAUCAUUGCCAUCUUUGAGCUUGUUGGGAUUUCAUAUAUAUAUGGCUUGCAAAGAUUUUGUGAAGAUAUAGAGAUGAUGAUUGGAUUCCAGCCAAGUAAAUUCUGGAGAAUCUGUUGGGCAUUUGUGACCCCAACUAUUUUAACUUUUAUUCUUUGCUUCAGUUUUUACCAAUGGGAACCAAUGACCUAUGGAGCUUACCAUUAUCCAGGCUGGUCGAUGGUCCUUGGGUGGCUGAUGCUGGCCUGCUCUGUUAUUUGGAUCCCUAUUAUGUUUGUGAUAAAAAUGCACCUAGCCCCUGGCAAAUUUAUUGAGAGGCUCAAGCUGGUCUGCUCUCCACAGCCUGACUGGGGCCCAUUUUUGGCUAAACACCGUGGUGAACGUUACAAGAAUAUGAUUGAUCCACUGGGAACUUCCUCCCUUGGACUUAAACUGCCAGUGAAAGAUUUAGAAUUGGGAACCCAAUGCUAGUAAUUUCUAUAUUGGUGGCAAUAAUGUGUACAGCCUUUUUCAUUUUUCUUUUAUUAGUUUGUCUCCUUUGUUCUUUUUCACAGAUGCUAAAAGUGGUUGCUUAGAAAGUAGGACUUAUUGUUGCAUGCUGUAGUGAAGAACUAGACGGCCACUUUAAGUACUGUUUUUUUUUGUUUGUUUUUUGUUUUGUUUUUUUUUAGUGGUGCCCAUGACCUAUUAUUUCCACUGUGAAAUAGUAACAUGACAUUGUGCAACUGGUCAAACCUCUUUUUAAAAAAAAAAAAGGGUCAUGCACAGCCCAACAGAAAUGACUGUUGAGUUUAACCAUUUAGAUAGGGAAAUGGUUUCUGCCCAUUUAGGGCCAAUUCUACUCUGUUGCAACCCCUUUUGACAUGGGACUGAGAAUUCCUUAUUAGUGUAACUGAAAGGAGAGUUUGACCAUUGGGAUGGCAUGGGAAGGACUGAGUGGAUAGUGUGGCCCAUUUGGCCAGAUUCUGACCUCUGUAAUAUUGAUGUAAAUCCAGAGUGACACCACUAGCCCUGAUGGAGUCACUCUACAUUUACCCUGAUAGCAGAAUGUGGCCUGCAGAGUCUGCAAACAAUCCUUCUAUUAAAUAAGUACUGAUUAUACCAAAGCUUAUUUCAAGGCUUUCUGACUCAAUCAAGGAGCUAACCUUUAAACACCAAGCACUGGUAUCAGAUGCAGGACAUCAAAACAGGAAGAGCUUAACGAGCCAUUCAACACUUUUGAGGAGAAAAAUAAAAGCACCUACAAAAUGUAUUUGAGAUCAGGACUAAUGUUGUAUUUGAGUCUGAAAGUUGGUUUGAAAUAGAGCCAUGAUGAGGCAGAUGGGCACCACUAUUUUAAUUUAUUUCAUGCAUUCUCAUUAAUAAUUUGAUAUGUCUUUUUCAUUAAAAAUGCCUCAGUUACACUGAGUAUCUAAACUUCACUGGCAAACUGCACACAUAAGUACAAACCCAGUUUUAUUCACUCUAUCCGAGUAUUCUGAACGUAUUUCUUUGCUAUCUUCACUUUUGUUUAAAAUCUCCCGUAAAGAAGCCAUCAUAUAAUUUGUGCCUAAUUUUAUAUUCUUACAGUAGUAGAUGUAUUCUAGUUUCCACAUGACAACAAUUAUUAGAAUGUAGGUGUGCUGUUCAACUUUGUGAUUCCCCUAUUUGUUCUCUUAUAAACUUCUUUAUAUAACCUGUAGCUAUAUUCUUCUCUUUCAGCCAAAGGGGAAAUAACUGAACCCCUAUUUCUGUCUCUCUCUAUAGUGUGUGUGUAUAUAUACAUACAUAUAUAAAUUCUUCAAGACAAUAUCCUCGUAUAACAAUCUGAGCUGUGCAUAGUUUGCUUUCCUUAAAUUUUUUUACUGUCAACCUUUUCAUUAAAAACAAUUAAAUACAAUAAAGUGAUAAGACUGGAUAGACAAAAUUAUAAGGAAGAGAAUGCAUACUUUAGUAGAUUGUUGUUUUAACAUUGCAUUGCAGUAGUACAUCCUCUAUCACUGCAUUUAGAAAUCCAGUAAAUGUAUGCCAAUCUGAGUGUUAGUCUUAAAUAUUUCUGCUACCUAAUGGGCAGAGUAAAAAUAGAGAUUUUAAGAGUACCUUUAAUUAACUGAAUAUAAAUUACCCCAAAUUAUUGUAAAGUGCACUAUAAAGAGGGAGAAAAAUAUGUCUUCAGUAAAUUGGCAAAACUGCAACCUUUAUUAUGCUGUUGUAUUCUAUACAUACAUAUGAGAUUUUUAAGAGUGAUCAGUGUUCAUGUAGUGCGUACUAGUGAUGUUUUAUGUCCCUAUAAAUAUCUUAUCAACCAGUGUAGAGAUAUGGUGAGUUUAGAGUAGUGUAGCCUGAGUUUUUUCCCCACUAUUGUAGUAGCCAAUCUAAAUGUAAUUUCCUUUCGGGGGACUGUUUAUAUCAUGUUCUUUUUUUGAGUUCACAUUACAGGGUCUCAGGUAAAUCUUCAGUUAAAAUGUGUCUGUAGAUGUGAUGUUUUCAUCCUGUUGAAGAAAAUAAAAACAAACAAAAACUAGACCUUAAUGUAACAUUUACAAAAUAAAUAAUUUAUUUUGUAUAUAGAUAUUAAAAAAUCAUUUUGCUGAACUUUCUCUUUUAUGGGGCAAAUAGUGUUGCCAGUUAUUGACACUGCUAGGGAUAUUCAAUCCUCAGGCAGCAUACAUGAAGCACAAUCAAAUAUUUGUCGUUAAAUGACGUGGGAAUAGAUUUUGAAGCAUUGGCCCCUAAAUCUGUCUUAUGGUUUUUUCUGUUUGUUGUCUUUACUUGUCCCAGUAUUGCACAGAACAUUAAGAUCGCGACCCUUCCACAAGCAUCUCUGCCUUAAAGCUGCACCAACUUGAUUUGGCUUUGCCAGCUGAUUCAAUAGAGAGCUGCUAUUCUAACUUGUUCUUGGGUUUAUUUCCCUGUGUGAGCAAUAUUUGAGGAGCUACCCCUUUCUUGGCAUAAUGAAAUUUCAUAAAUACAAGAUGAAAAUUAGCUCCUCCAAGCCUCUCUGGCUGGAGUAAAAAGGAAAAUUGUCUCACAUUAAAUGAAUUACCAGCUCUCUUCCCAACAAGUAGGGUGAAGAAGGAAGCCUAAAUCAAUCAGCGCCAUCUAUUGGGAAUGGUGUAUUUUCACCAGGAUGAACAAUACUUGGCCUCUUUUUUUACCCUUACUGGCUAAAACCUGAGCUUGACUUUUUUUGGAGCCCAACCCAAUUUAUACUAAUUACUGCCUUUGUGAUUUAAAAAAAAAAAAUACUAUCGAUGUUGCCGUGUUUGUUAGGAAAUGGUGAGUUAGUCUAAUAGUUGUGAAUCCUUUUCACUUUCUGGCUCGUUUUUCAGAAGACACAUUUAUUUGAACUGGAAUUAACUAACUCUGUAAAGUGCAACUGGUAACUUCCAAUGUGUAAGGAUAUCACUUGCUUACUUCCUGUUUUAAAAGUGUAAAGAUAAAUCAUUUGCAGGGACACUGUUAGGUUAACAAUAAAAUAAUACAAAUAAAACAUUACUAACUGUGUCAUUAGUUAAGCUACUAAAAGGGAGAGAAUAUGAAAAAUAAUAAUUUUUCAAGAUUUAUGUACUUGUAGUGUUUUACUGUUUUUUAUUUUUAUUUAUUUAUUUAUUUUGCACUUCACUCAGGCUUUGGUUCUGCUCCCACUGAAGUCAGUGGCACAGAAUCAGGCUUUCAGUUGAAACACUGAAUAGACUAGUCAGUUUCAUUUUGUUUCUAGUCAGUUUCACUUUCUGGUUUUUAUGUGCCAGUGUUUGGCUUGCAAAAACUGCAGGGGAAAUUUUAACUAAAAGAAAAAAACCUAUUUUCAGUUUAACUGAAAAAGUGGAAAUACUUCUGUUAUGUUUUUAAAAAGCUUUAAAUAUAUUUACCAAAACUAAAAGUUGAGAUUAAAUUACGCAGAGGUGUCCCUUUAAGUGAAAAGUAAUGUUACAGUUGGGGAAAGCACUUUAUCAUUGUCUAGUAAAGUUUGCACAUACGGCAUUUUAUAACAUGAAAGUAUUUCAGUAACUGAUUAAAUAUCAGAAAAUAUUUUAAAGAGGGGAAAAAGCCAUAUUUUCAUAAAGGUGACCUAUUUACAUGCUGGUCUAUCAGUCUUGUAAGGAAAAAAAAUUCAAAACUGAUGAGGUUUGCCUCUAUUGCAAUUUUUUAAAAAUGAGAUUGAAUUUCUGGACAAGCUGAGAUGCACUAUUAUAUGCAUUAAAAUUAUACUUAAUGCAAAUCAUUGCCAUUUUCAAAUUCUUUGGGGGUCUUCCUAGUGUUUUUAAAAUGCAAGCAAUAUACAAAAUCUGUGUUUCAGUUAGACACAGCAGCACAUUGAUUCCAAAAGAAGGGUUUAACAAAAUGACCUUUAAUUGAAAAAGACUUGAAAUGUCUUUAUACUAAUGUUUCAUUUGGGUCAAGUUAUCCUUUUGUUAGGUUCUGCUCCAUUGAUUGUAUAGAUGUGCCUCAGUGCCGAAGAUCAUCACCUCCCAUUUAUUGUGGUUUCCUCCUGCCAUUUCCAAUUCAUUUGUUUUAUCACUGACCCUUUAUUCGAAUACACACAGUCAUGCGGCUUAUAAUGAUCUCUUGCUAGCUGUGUUUUAAUGGUUGCUUUCUCAUGCAGACAUUGAUUUUUAUUUUAUUUUGCAUCUUUCUCUAUUUUGCAAUCUCAAUUUAAGAAAGACUGUUGAUGUUUGCAGUUGAAGGCUGCAUGGCUUUGGCAUGCACUGCUCAUGGUUAGGAAGUGUUUUAGCUAGGUUUCCUAAAAGCUGCCACUAGGUCUAGUGGGUUUAUGAGACGCUUGUUUCUGAGCUUGUACUUAAACUUCCUGUAAAUAAUGUACUGUAUUUGUGAAAUGGCUGGAGCUUAGUAUUCCAGGGGACUCAUGCCAUAGACUCAGAGGGAGAAAACCAUUUAUGGUAUUUAUGAUUUCUGCCUUUGUCACCUUCAGGCAGCCUAUAACUAAAGAGAGACCGCUUUAUUGAUGGGUUUAAUUUAAAAUGUGAGAGCUGGGCUGGACCUCAUGGCUUGCAUUAUUAUGAUUUGCCCGUCAUGUUUUAAAUACAUCUUCAGGUAACCAUUUGCCUUAUAGGUGUAUUUCAUUGUUAGAAAUAUAAUUAUUGUUGACUAGAAUAUUUUAUCGUCUGUAACCAAUAGCGUGUAGUGUACUUUGUGGGGCAGAUCCUUAGCUGGUACAAGUUGUCACAGCUCCAUUGCAGUCAAUAGAGUUGUGACAGUUUACACCAGCUGAGGAUCUGCGCCUGUGUCUUUUUGGCACUUUAUUGUGGACCUAUCACUGAAUAGGUUAAUUCUUAAUUACUUGCGUAAUGUCAUAUACUUACAGGCAUUCUAUGGGGGUACUGCUGCCUAUGGAUAAAGAUAUGUACCCUAAUCAGGUUGUUGUAUUUUUUCAUUAGCUAUACAUGGAGAAAAUAUAUUAUGUUACAAAGGAUGCAUCAUAUAUCUUAUAUAGCACAUAUUAUAUGCUGUACAUUAUUCAUUUAAGAAGUCAUUCU
Molecule: messenger RNA, 6951 nt
Organism: Mauremys reevesii (Reeves's turtle)
Lineage: Eukaryota; Metazoa; Chordata; Testudines; Geoemydidae
Gene: SLC6A5
Product: solute carrier family 6 member 5
Exons: 14
Coding region: 218-1945 (575 amino acids)
Biological process (GO): sodium ion transmembrane transport; synaptic transmission, glycinergic; glycine import across plasma membrane
Cellular component (GO): membrane
Molecular function (GO): glycine:sodium symporter activity
Source: RefSeq, a predicted model, not a curated record